UCUUUCUUUUUACGGAAACCUUUUGGAAUUUAACUUUCAGAUACAAAUACUUGGAGCAAUUGGCAUCCGAGGCACAUGAGAAGGAGCUGAGAAGCCGGAGUGCAAGCCGGGGUAGAGCUGACCUCUCCUUGGACCUGACCUCGCCAGCAGCCCCUGCCUCCCCUGCCCCUCUGAGCCAUAGCCCUUCAUCUCUAGAUGUACAAGAGGCUCUCAGGGUACCAUCCUCCUCCCCCGGAACACCUCAGCAUCUCCAAGCAAGUGCCGGGGAUCCUGAACCUGAACCAGAGGCAGAACCUGAGGCAGAGGUGAGGCAGGUGGCUGAUGAGGCUAGCCAGGAAAUAGCCCCUGCAGAAACAGAGAGCGAGGUGGAGAGAGUACUGGAGCAAGAGCCAGAAGAAAGAGCCUCCCUCAGUGAAAAAGAGAGGCAGAAUGAGGAGGUGAAUGAGAGGGACAACUGCUCUGCCUCCAGCAUCUCAUCCUCCAGCAGCACGUUGGAGAGGGAGGAGAAGGAAGACAAGCUCUCCAGGGACCGAGGAACUGGUUUGUGGUCCUCGGGCGUUCAGGAUGCAGGUAUAAAUGAACAGUGUGGCGACAUCCUCACCAAUAAACGCUUCAUGCUGGACAUGCUGUAUGCCCAUAACAGAAAGCCCACAGAUGACGAGGAGAAGGAGGAGGGUGAGCUGGGGAGAACUGAGCAGGGGGCGGAGGCGGUAGCCAGCCUCGCCAGCAGGAUAUCCACACUGCAGGCCCACUCUCAGGCCCAGGAUGAGAGUGUCAGGAGGGUGGAUGUUGGCUCUCUGGACAAUCGGGGCAGUGUGAAAGCCUUUGCUGAGAAGUUCAACAACGGGGACCUGGGGAAAGGAUCCAUCUCUCCCGAUGAUGAGCCCAAUGACAUAGUUCCGGAGAAAACCCCAGCACAGCCAAAGACAGAGUCUGACUACAUCUGGGACCAGCUUAUGGCCAAUCCACGGGAGCUCAGAAUCCAAGACAUGGAUUUCACCGACCUGGGGGAGGAGGAUGACAUCGACGUCCUGGAUGUGGACCUGGGUCACAGAGAGACCCCGGGGCCACCGCCCCCACCCCCACCCACCUUCCUGGGUUUGCCACCUCCACCCCCUCCACCCCUGUUGGACAGUGUGCCCCCCCCUCCAGUCCCCGGUAAUUUAUUGGCUCCUCCUCCAGUGUUCAGUGCUCCUCAGGGCUUAGGGUGGCCCCAGGUACCCAGGGGUCAGCCGGCAUUCACUAAGAAAAAGAAGACCAUACGUUUGUUCUGGAAUGAAGUUCGGCCUUUUGAGUGGCCGUGUAAAAACAACCGACGCUGCCGAGAAUUCCUGUGGUCGAAACUGGAACCCAUUAAAGUGGACACUGCCAGACUGGAGCACCUGUUUGAAUCUAAAUCCAAGGAACUGUCUGUCACAAAGAAAACUGCUGCCGAUGGAAAAAGGCAGGAGAUCAUCGUGCUGGAUUCCAAGAGGAGCAACGCUAUAAAUAUCGGUCUGACGGUCCUGCCCCCUCCAAGAACAAUUAAGAUAGCCAUUUUGAAUUUUGAUGAAUAUGCCUUAAACAAAGAAGGAAUUGAGAAAAUUCUAACCAUGAUACCCACUGAAGAGGAGAAGCAGAAGAUCCAGGAAGCUCAGCUGGCCAACCCAGAGGUCCCCCUGGGCAGUGCUGAACAGUUCCUCCUCAUGCUGUCUUCCAUCAGCGAGCUCUCAGCUCGGCUCCACCUCUGGGCAUUCAAAAUGGAUUAUGAAACUACAGAAAAGGAAGUAGCGGAACCACUUUUGGACCUGAAGGAAGGAAUAGACCAGUUGGAGAACAAUAAAACUUUGGGGUUUAUCCUGUCUACUCUGUUAGCCAUCGGGAACUUUCUAAAUGGAACUAAUGCCAAAGCAUUUGAGUUAAGCUACCUCGAGAAGGUUCCAGAAGUCAAAGACACAGUGCACAAGCAGUCACUUCUCCACCACGUGUGUACCAUGGUGGUGGAAAACUUCCCAGACAGCUCCGAUCUGUACUCGGAGAUCGGGGCCAUCACCAGGUCAGCCAAGGUUGACUUUGAUCAACUUCAGGAUAAUUUAUGUCAGAUGGAGAGAAGAUGCAAAGCUUCAUGGGAUCAUCUCAAGGCAAUUGCAAAACAUGAAAUGAAACCAGUGUUAAAACAACGAAUGUCAGAGUUCCUAAAAGACUGUGCAGAGCGAAUUAUCAUUUUAAAAAUUGUCCAUAGACGAAUAAUUAACAGAUUCCACUCCUUUUUGCUCUUUAUGGGCCAUCCGCCUUACGCGAUUCGGGAGGUGAACAUAAACAAGUUCUGCAGGAUCAUUAGCGAAUUUGCACUAGAGUAUCGCACCACCAGGGAGAGGGUUUUGCAGCAGAAACAGAAACGGGCCAACCACAGAGAGAGGAACAAGACCAGAGGGAAGAUGAUCACUGAUUCUGGCAAGUUCUUGGGCAGUUCUCCGGCACCUUCAAGCCAACCACAGGGACUGAGCUAUGCUGAGGAUGCAGCCGAGCAUGAGAACAUGAAGGCUGUACUGAAAACCUCAUCCCCCGCCACAGAGGACGCCACCUCCGUGCUGGGGGUCCGCACACGCAGCCGAGCAAGCCGAGGAUACACUAGUUCAUGGACUAUGGGAAUUGAUGACUCGCCUAACGUCACGGAUGAUGCGGCUGAUGAGAUCAUGGACCUCAUUGUCAAGUCAGCCACCCAAGUGCCCAGUCAGCGAGUGGUGCCUCGAGAGAGGAAGCGAUCCCGAGCCAACAGGAAAUCUUUGCGAAGAACCCUGAAGAGCGGCCUGACUCCAGAAGAAGCCAGAGCUCUGGGCCUGGUCAACACCUCAGAGUUGCAGCUGUGACACCUGUGGGGUGACCUGAGAAGUGUGCCCAAGGAGUGUGCAAACUCUUGCUGGAUGGAACCCCUCCAGUGGUGGGAGGAAGGGGGGUCUACAUUACCACCCAACAGUUCUGGAAAGGAAUGCUCAUUUCUGUGUGUCACCACAUGGCUUCUUUUGUCCAAUAUGCAUUGAUGUGGAUCGUGUCACAUAAUCUCUUUCAUCGUGUCAGCCGUAUUUGUCUUGUUUCCUUGAGACCUGGUUUAGUAGUUGCAAAGUGUGACACCUCUUCUGUGCAAGGAACAUCCCUUUAAAGGGGCAAAUGUCUUCUGUCACAGUUACUAUAGUAAUAUGAAGCAGUUUGACUAGAUUCACAGACUGGGUCUCCACAACACCAAAAUACCCAGAUGUAAACUCCAAAAUUGUACACGAAAGAAAGCACAGCUUGUUUACCAGUUGUGGAUUUUAGUUGUACUAAAAUGUUUAUACAAAUUCAUAAAUGUAUACCACGUUUCAGAUACUAAAUAAAUAAGAGUUUAAUGUCAUAACCAGAAACUUUUAUUCUCCUGAGUACAAGACGUUAAACAACCACACAGGCUCGUCUCUUUCCAAAUCAGCAAAACCUUUUCUCAGUUUCAGAAGAAGGACACUUGCUCAGA
Molecule: messenger RNA, 3484 nt
Organism: Loxodonta africana (African savanna elephant)
Lineage: Eukaryota; Metazoa; Chordata; Mammalia; Proboscidea; Elephantidae
Gene: FHOD3
Product: formin homology 2 domain containing 3
Exons: 12
Coding region: 615-2849 (744 amino acids)
Biological process (GO): sarcomere organization; cardiac myofibril assembly; cortical actin cytoskeleton organization
Cellular component (GO): cytoplasm; cytoskeleton
Molecular function (GO): actin filament binding
Source: RefSeq, a predicted model, not a curated record